Molecule: messenger RNA, 3630 nt
Organism: Gasterosteus aculeatus aculeatus (three-spined stickleback)
Lineage: Eukaryota; Metazoa; Chordata; Actinopteri; Perciformes; Gasterosteidae
Gene: wnt5a
Product: wingless-type MMTV integration site family, member 5a
Biological process (GO): multicellular organism development; canonical Wnt signaling pathway; cell fate commitment
Cellular component (GO): extracellular region
Molecular function (GO): cytokine activity; frizzled binding
Source: RefSeq, a predicted model, not a curated record
GAAACGGAGAGACAAUCCGAAAGGGAGGGAUAGUCGGUGAUACUUUUCACGCACACAGACACACACACACACAUACACACACACGCGGUGUGGGAGGACGACGGACUCGGAGCCUCAGCAGAGCGCCGUUGUUCACACGCUGUGCUCUUUCCCUCCUCCUGGCACGGUGCGCGCUCGCCAAGCCGCACGGUUUGGAGAUAGUCCGCGCGGAAAGUUUUUUUUUUUGGGGGGGGAGCAUACUGUCUGGACCCGAUUAAUUGUGCCAUCUGAUGUUUUUUUUUUAAUUUUUGAGAUGACUCAACUUUUUUUGCAUGUGAAUACUUUUAAGUCGAGCAGUGGACUUGUCAAAGUCGGGGUGUUUUUUUUUGCACAUAAUGGAAAGUAAAUUGACAAGUCGUUUGUGGCGAGGUUCACCGUGUGGAUCUUUCGACAGGUAAACGCGCUAUGACCUGGGAGUGUGAGAGGCUGGAUUUUUAUGUUUCUAACUAUUCUUCGUGGUUUUGUUUUAGAUAUCAUCUAGUGCAGUUGGGGGGUAUUUAGGUGACUCGUAAACUAGGCCGCUUUUAAUUAUAAUAGAAUCGACAUCCGACCUCUGCGCCAGUGGGUUGCCGUAGGUGGGUUUUAUUUGUUGAUGGUAACCGCACCGUCGUGCACGGAUUGGUGACAGGAACCGAUCAUUUCCUACCUUCUUUUAACGUUUUUUUUUUGUUUGGACAUUGUAUGUAUCCCGCUGCCUCCUACAAGCCCUGUAAGCGGUUUGGCGCACGGAGCGCACGCAUUCGAGCGUCCGUGUUCACCGAAGCACCUCACUGAAGGACUUUAGCGUGUCGCUUUUCUUCAACCCGGCCAAACACUUUCCAAACAAAGCCGGAUAAAACGACCAGGCCUAAAUAAAGGGACAACUUUAGUCCCGCUGGCCUGCUGUGGGAUUAUUGGUUUGAUUUCGUCUUCUGAUCGUGGAUUACAUCUCCUAACGGGCCGCUGUCUCCGAUCAGACGGCAGCAUGAACCUUGGUCUGCGCUGUGUGUGUCGGCCGGUCUGCUGGCCCUUUGGCAGCGUAAUGGACUCGAGACAUUGUGUCUUUGCCCUCACAAUCCUCACGCUCCUCAUGCAGGUUGUGGUGGAGGCCAACUCGUGGUGGUCUCUGGCUAUGAACCCUUUGCUGAUCCCAGAGGCCUACAUCAUCGGUGCCCAGCCUCUGUGCAGCCAGCUGGUGGGCCUGUCACAGGGCCAGAAGAAGCUGUGCCAGCUCUACCAGGACCACAUGCAGUACAUUGGUGAAGGAGCCAAAACGGGCAUCAGAGAGUGUCAGUACCAGUUCAGACACCGGCGCUGGAACUGCAGCACGGUGGACAACUCCUCUGUUUUUGGACGGGUCAUGCAAAUAGGCAGCCGAGAAACGGCAUUCACCUAUGCCAUCAGCGCGGCAGGAGUGGUGAACGCGGUGAGCCGCGCCUGCAGAGAGGGGGAGCUCUCCAGCUGCGGGUGCAGCCGCGCUGCUCGCCCCAAGGACUUGCCGCGAGACUGGCUGUGGGGCGGCUGCGGAGACAACCUCAACUACGGCUACAGGUUCUCCAAGGAGUUUGUGGAUGCACGUGAGCGGGAGAAGAGCUACCCGAAAGGCUCAUAUGAGAGCGCCAGGCUGAUGAUGAAUAUUCACAACAACGAGGCUGGAAGAAGGACGGUAUCCGACCUUGCCAACGUGUCCUGCAAGUGCCACGGGGUGUCCGGCUCCUGCAGUCUGAAGACCUGCUGGCUGCAGCUGGCUGACUUUCGCAAGGUGGGCGACGCGCUGAAGGAAAAGUACGACAGCUCUGCAUCCAUGAAGCUCAACUCGCGUGGAAAGCUGGUGCAGAAGUUCAGCAAUUUCAAUGCUCCCACCAACCACGACCUGGUGUACAUCGAGUCCAGUCCAGACUACUGCCUGAAGAACCAAAGCACGGGCUCCUUGGGAACGGUGGGGCGCCUUUGCAACAAGACCUCGGAAGGCAUGGAUGGGUGCGAGCUGAUGUGCUGCGGCCGCGGUUACGAUCAGUACAAGGCCCAGAUAGUGGAGCGCUGCCACUGCAAGUUCCACUGGUGCUGCUAUGUCAAGUGCAAGCGCUGCACCAAAAUCGUAGACCAAUUUGUCUGCAAGUGAGAAGAGCGCUGCCCAUGUGUGCUUGCCUGCAGACGAUGGGCGUACACCGGCCUGUGUAAAUGCCAGCAAAGGAGUUGAACACAGAAAGAAUAGAGGAGAAAAAAAGAAACUAUAUAAAUUAUAUUUAUAGAGUUAAACAAAUAUACCAUUGCAAAAAGACUGACUUUUUUUUCCAACAAAAAAAAAAUCGUAUGUCUUCAGAAACUAAGAGUAUUGUGAAAUAUUUAUUUUGAGAUGGUUUUAUUUUGGCCUAGUCUUCACCAGUUGAAUUUUUUUUUUUUUAUACCCAUUCAAGUGCCUAAAACGGGCUGGAAACCCCCACCUAACCCCCCACCUUUUUUUCAUAACAGAAAAUGCAGUUGUUCUUUUACGAUGGAUCACACUUAUUGUGAAAUUGGAUUGUGCGUUCACGUUUUUUUUUUUUUUUUAAGAAGAAUACGGUUUGGUAAAUGUGGCAUAAUUUACUAAGGGGUCCUGGUUUGUUGUUGGAUAAUAACUGUGCUGAGAGGACUUUAUGUUCUGUAGUGUCUGGAUGUGAUUUCAUGGACCCAGUCCCGUACCAGCCUUCACAUCCCAACCAAAGUCCACUCCUUGCUUCACGACAUGCAGAGUAAGGAACACUUGAAGUACAAUGGGUAGAAUAUGAGGGCAGUUUUGGGGAGUGGGCCAUUUAUUAAGCUCUCCCAGAAGCCUUAGAAUUCCCUGGGUGCUGCAACAACCCCUCCAUCAUUAUGCACUUUGAUACAGUGGCUUAAAUAUGUCUGUUCAGCUGUCUUUUAUUUUAAUUUUACAAUUCAUCAGCAAAUAUAUCAAUAAUAUAGUCUACAUUCUUUUCCAUAUUAAUUCAGAUAAUCCAUUUAACAUUAUUCUAAAACACUUAGUAUGGUUUGAGUAUAUAUGGGCGAUGUUGUGGUUACAAUGGGGAAAUAUUCCAUGCUAUGUGAAUAGUAUGUCUAUCCAACCAAUAGACAUGUCUAUCCAAUCAGUAAACUGUAUUUAUUUCUCUCUAACCAGACGCUCCUCUAAGCUUUAAACAGAGAAGCGUCAUCUCCAUCACAGAUCAAGAGUCGAGAAAAAGAUCAAUAGUCGGACAUCCUGAAAUCCCUGCUUUUUAAAAUUGUGUUCUCACUAAUGUGGCUCCUCACUUUUUUUGUAAAGGGAAAUGCACCUUAUUGAUUCAAGACACACACACUCCUUCUCACUCAUGUUCAGCUUUACUGCAACACACAAAUACACUUGUUUCACAGAUGACUUUAGGAUUGCUAUCCUCACUUAAGAUGUCCUGUACCACUCAGUUAACUGCUAACUAUCCCUGUGAUGAUUCUCAAUAGACAGACUAUUUCUACAAAUCCAAAUAUGUAUAUUUAUAAGCUUCUCCAUGAAUUUGAGGUUUGUUAAACGUAAUGUGUUAUAGCUGAUAUUUUAUUACUUUUUACAAAUUGGCUCAAUGCUCUACCUUGUUUCAAUAAAUAUCAAAUGUAAAACCAGCA